AUGGUUUUCCUCGGCAAGAUUCUUCCACUCGCCCUGGCGGCUCUCUCCGUCAAUGGAGCAGAAAUCCUCUCCGCCCCCGGUGCAGAGAACAUCCCCAACGGCUACAUCGUCGUGAUGAAGGAGGGUACCUCUACCCAGGACUUCGAUGCUCACCGUGAAUGGGUUGCAAGCGUUCACCACGAGCGCCUCGCCCGCCGCGGCUCUACCAACGUCGGUGGAAUGCGCCACACCUACAACUUCAACCAGGGCUUCAUGGGUUACGCCGGUACCUUCGAUGAGGAGACAAUCCAGGAGAUUGCCAACCGUGACGAUGUUGCAUACAUCGAACGCGACCAGAUUAUGAAGGCCUCUGCCAUCCAGACCCAGCGCAAUGUCCCAUCCUGGGGUCUUGCCCGUGUCUCCUCCCGCCAACCGGGAGGCAGAGACUACAGCUAUGACUCUACCGCAGGACAGGGCGUUACUGCCUACAUCAUCGAUACCGGUAUCGAUAUCCGCCACACAGACUUCGGUGGCCGUGCCGUCUGGGGUACCAACACCGUUGACCGACGCAACGAGGACUGCAAUGGUCACGGCACUCACGUUGCUGGCACCACUGGUGGUACCAGCUUUGGUGUCGCCAAGAGGGCGAGACUAGUCGCUGUCAAGGUCCUUGACUGCAAUGGAAGCGGAAGCAACUCCGCUGUCAUCGCCGGAAUGCAGUGGGCCAUGCAACACGCCAGCCAGAACGACCCCCGCCGGGCUGUCGCCAACAUGAGUUUGGGCGGUGGCUACUCUCAGGCUACCAACCAGGCUGCCGCUGCUAUCGUCCGAGCUGGAAUCUUCCUUGCCGUUGCCGCUGGUAACGAUAACAGAGAUGCUCGCAGCUUCUCCCCCGCCUCUGAACCAACUGUCUGCACUGCUGCCGCUUCCCACGUCCGUGAUGGCAAGGCUUCCUUCUCCAACUGGGGCCAGCUCGUCGAUGUCUACGCUCCUGGCCAGGACAUCAUCUCCGCCAGACCCGGUGGUGGCUCUCGCAGCUUGUCCGGAACUUCCAUGGCUUCUCCCCAUGUUUGCGGUCUUGGUGCCUAUCUCAUCGGCCUUGGCCGUGGCUCUGGUGGCGGUCUCUGCGACACCAUCAAGCGGAUGGCUCUCCCAGUUAUCAGCAACCCUGGCAGCGGUACCACCAACCGCCUCAUCAACAACGGCGUCAGCCAGUAA
Coccidioides immitis RS is the source of this 1197-nucleotide messenger RNA. RefSeq names its product subtilisin-like protease. Bases 1 to 1197 code for a protein of 398 amino acids. The transcript is spliced from 4 exons. NCBI's taxonomy places the organism in Eukaryota, Fungi, Ascomycota, Eurotiomycetes, Onygenales, Onygenaceae. Gene Ontology annotation, biological process: proteolysis. Gene Ontology annotation, molecular function: serine-type endopeptidase activity. The record is from RefSeq and is a predicted model, not a curated record.